UCGGCCCGGAGCGGCGGCCUGCCCGUCAGGCCACCCGCCCGGCCUCCGAUGCGGAGGCGCUGCGGCCGGGGCCAUGCAGCAGGCGCCGCAGCCCUACGAGUUCUUCAGCGAAGAGAACAGCCCGAAAUGGCGGGGACUGCUGGUCCCGGCCCUGCGGAAGGUUCAGGAACAAGUACAUCCCACCCUUUCAGCUAAUGAAGAGUCUCUUUAUUAUAUUGAAGAACUGAUUUUUCAGCUGCUUAAUAAGUUAUGCAUGGCUCAGCCAAGGACUGUUCAAGACGUGGAGGAACGAGUUCAAAAGACGUUUCCUCAUCCUAUUGAUAAAUGGGCAAUUGCUGAUGCACAGUCUGCCAUAGAGAAACGAAAGCGAAGAAAUCCUCUUUUACUACCUGUGGACAAAAUCCAUCCUUCCUUGAAGGAAGUUUUGGGAUAUAAAGUGGACUAUCAUGUAUCCCUCUACAUUGUGGCUGUAUUGGAGUAUAUCUCAGCAGAUAUUUUGAAAUUGGCUGGUAAUUAUGUUUUUAACAUCCGGCAUUAUGAAAUAUCUCAGCAAGACAUUAAAGUAUCAAUGUGUGCAGAUAAGGUUUUGAUGGACAUGUUUGAUCAGGAUGAUGAUAUAGGCUUGGUUUCUCUCUGUGAAGAUGAACCUAGUUCUUCUGGUGAGCUAAACUAUUAUGACCUUGUCAGAACCGAAAUCGCAGAAGAAAGACAGUAUCUACGAGAACUGAAUAUGAUCAUUAAAGUAUUCCGGGAAGCCUUUCUUUCAGACAAAAAGUUGUUCAAGUCUUCUGAAAUUGAAAAGAUUUUCAGUAACAUUUCAGAUAUACACGAAUUGACUGUGAAACUUUUAGGUUUAAUUGAAGACACAGUAGAAAUGACAGAUGAAAGUAGUCCUCAUCCAUUAGCUGGCAGCUGUUUUGAAGAUUUAGCAGAGGAGCAAGCUUUUGAUCCCUAUGAAACGCUCUCGCAGGACAUCCUUUCACCAGAGUUUCAUGACCACUUCAGUAAGUUGAUGGCCAGACCUGCAGUUGCUUUACACUUUCAGUCCAUUGCUGAUGGCUUUAAGGAGGCUGUUCGUUACGUCCUUCCACGUCUCAUGCUGGUGCCAGUGUAUCACUGUUGGCAUUACUUUGAGUUAUUAAAGCAGUUGAAAGCAUGCAGUGAAGAGCAGGAAGACAGAGAGUGUUUGAAUCAAGCUAUCACUGCCCUCAUGAACCUACAAGGCAGCAUGGACCGCAUUUACAAGCAGCAUUCACCUAGACGCCGACCUGGGGAUCCUGUUUGCCUCUUUUACAAUCGUCAACUAAGAAGCAAGCAUCUGGCUAUCAAAAAAAUGAAUGAAAUUCAGAAAAACAUAGAUGGGUGGGAAGGAAAAGAUAUUGGACAGUGUUGUAACGAGUUCAUAAUGGAAGGACCAUUGACCAGAAUUGGUGCUAAACAUGAAAGGCAUAUUUUUCUUUUUGACGGAUUAAUGAUCAGCUGUAAAACUAAUCAUGGCCAGACCCGACUUCCAGGUUAUAGUAGUGCAGAAUACAGAUUAAAAGAAAAGUUUGUCAUGAGGAAAAUUCAAAUCUGUGAUAAAGAAGACACUUGUGAAUACAAACAUGCUUUUGAAUUGGUAUCCAAAGAUGAAAACAGUGUAAUAUUUGCUGCUAAGUCAGCUGAAGAGAAAAAUAACUGGAUGGCAGCCCUUAUCUCCCUUCACUAUCGAAGUACCCUAGAUAGAAUGCUGGAUUCUGUACUGUUGAAAGAGGAAAAUGAGCAGCCACUGAGACUACCAAGUCCAGACGUGUAUCGCUUUGUGGUGAAAGACUCUGAGGAAAACAUUGUGUUUGAAGACAGCUUGCCAAGCAGAAGUGGAAUCCCCAUCAUUAAAGGAGGGACAGUGGUGAAACUGAUCGAGAGGCUAACGUACCACAUGUACGCAGAUCCCAAUUUUGUUCGUACAUUUCUUACUACAUAUCGCUCAUUUUGUAAACCACAGGAAUUGCUCAGCUUGCUGAUAGAACGGUUUGAAAUUCCAGAACCAGAACCCACUGAGGCAGACAGAUUGGCGCAGGAGAAAGGCGAGCAGCCAAUCAGCGCGGACCUGAAAAGAUUUCGCAAGGAAUAUGUCCAACCUGUACAACUUAGGUUUGAUCCUAACCAGAAGGAACCACAAGUUAUAAUGGAGUUUUUCCCUGUAACUGCACUGAGAAUGGUAAGCCAGUUUUUUCUCUCCCCAGAGACUUUUUUCAGCUCAUGUGGAAGUUUACACAAACUGAGUGAAGAGCCACUAAUUCCUCCUCCGCUUCCUCCUCGGAAAAAAUUUGAUCAUGAUGCUUCUAAUUCCAAGGGAACUAUGAAAUCUGAUGAUGAUCCUCCUGCUAUUCCUCCAAGACAGCCCCCUCCUCCAAAGGUAAAGCCAAGAGCUCCUGUGUCCGUGGGUGCAUUUGAUGGGCCUGUGCACAGUCCACCUCCACCACCUCCGAGAGACCCUCUUCCUGAUACCCCGCCACCAGUUCCUCUUCGGCCUCCGGAACACUUUAUAAACUGUCCCUUCAAUCUUCAGCCACCUCCACUGGGACAUCCUCACAGAGACCCAGACUGGCUUAGAGACGUUAAUACGUGUCCUAAUUCACCAAGCACUCCUCCCAGCACUCCCUCUCCACGAGUACCACGCAGAUGCCAUUUGCUCAGCUCCAGUCACAACAAUCUCACUCAUCCUGCCGCUCCUCCUGUUCCACCAAGGCAGAAUUCAAGCCCUCACCUGCCAAAACUGCCACCAAAGACUUACAAACGGGAGCUUUCACACCCACCAUUGUACAGACUGCCUUUGCUUGAAAAUGCAGAAACUUCUCAAUGACCUUGGCCACGUGUAGUCAUUGACACUGGAAUAGUGUUUGUAAAGGCUUUUAACUUAUUCAAAAAAGGCAUAGUAUUUUAGUACUUUUUACAGAUAAUGCUCUUACAAAAAUGCUACUGAUCAGAUAAGCUUUUGAGAAUCAGAAAAAUUGUCAGGCAUGGUGGUGCACACCUCUAAUGCCAGCAUUCUGGAAGCAAAGGCAGGUGGGUUUCCGGGUUUGAGACAAGCCUGGUCUACAGAGAAAAUUCCAGGACAGCCAGGAUACUACACAGAGAAACCCUGUCUCAAAAGUUAAAAACAAAAAGAAACAAACAGAACGAAAGAAAAGAAUUUGAAAAAUUAAAAUGCAAAAGCCCUUCAUUAUAACCCUCAGGUGACCAGUAGCAUUGCCUUGCCCCAGCUCCUCAGUGCUGCCCAAAGGCCAGUAUAAUGAGUUUCUGUUUGCACUGUAGACUCUGCUAAAAUACGGCUUAAAAUGAUACUGACUGCACUGAGAGGGGAUAGCAUUCUUGAGGAAUUUCUCGAAUUUGAGUAAUAGAUGCCUUUUGAAGGCAUUUAUGCAGAUAUAGAGGGUGUGUUGUGGUGUUACUAGUUUUAAACCCUCUUUGAUCAUCUUCUAGCUUUUAACUCAUAUGUUUUUACAUCUAGGAGAAUUAUGAAUAACACCCACUGUUCUUAAACUCUUUGAGGCCAUGUCUUAAAUGCCAGUAUUUGCUGCUGAAGACAAAAAUGGAAAAUAGAAUGGAAAUAAUAGAAUGCACUGUUUAUUAUUUUGUUAAAAUUAUAAACAAUUCUACAUAACCUGAUUAUAGAAGCAAGGGCAUGUUUCUCAUUAAGAUGUGCCUUUUGUUUUGCAGUGUAUGGUGUCUUGAGCUAAUGAUUUGCCUAUGUUUGGGAAAACAAAGUUAAUAUGCCAUGUAUAUACAGGUUAUUUAUAUUGUAUAUAUUUAAAGAUAAUGCUAAUAACCUAUAUAAAUUUAAGUGGCUUGAGGCCUAUAAUACAAUCUGCUAUUUUACUAAUUUGUAAGUCCAGAACAAAAGUUUCUUAUGGCAUAGGAACCAACUGCCAACUGCCUUGUCUUCAAAACCCAUUAACUUUCUGUAAUCUCAUGUUAACUGAAAUUUUUUAAAAGUUUUUCCAGAUUGGUAAUAUUUAAACAGAAAAUACUUAAAAGCUUUAUUAAAUUUUUUAAUCUGACGGAGGAUAAAGCUUUUGCCAUUUGGACACUCUUGUUCAAAGUGAUCAAAGUAUGUUAUGCUAAUAGCGCAGCAGCAGCAGUUGUAAAGUAGCCAAAAGCCACGUUGUUCAUCUACUGGUCUGUGGCCUUUUACUGUGCUUUGUAUCAGAGUUCUUAACAAGAUUAAUAAAUCACCUCAGUCUUAAUUUUUAAAA
Psammomys obesus (fat sand rat) is the source of this 4238-nucleotide messenger RNA. It is a transcript of the gene Sos2, whose product is annotated as SOS Ras/Rho guanine nucleotide exchange factor 2. The transcript is spliced from 14 exons. Gene Ontology annotation, molecular function: guanyl-nucleotide exchange factor activity; protein heterodimerization activity. NCBI's taxonomy places the organism in Eukaryota, Metazoa, Chordata, Mammalia, Rodentia, Muridae. The coding region runs from base 74 to 2845 and encodes 923 amino acids. Gene Ontology annotation, cellular component: cytoplasm. The record is from RefSeq and is a predicted model, not a curated record.